Messenger RNA from Pipra filicauda (Wire-tailed manakin), 4135 nucleotides. RefSeq names its product G protein-coupled receptor kinase 7 (gene GRK7). The transcript is spliced from 5 exons. The coding region runs from base 1793 to 3448 and encodes 551 amino acids. The record is from RefSeq and is a predicted model, not a curated record. Gene Ontology annotation, biological process: signal transduction; regulation of signal transduction; protein phosphorylation. Lineage: Eukaryota; Metazoa; Chordata; Aves; Passeriformes; Pipridae. Gene Ontology annotation, cellular component: cytoplasm. Gene Ontology annotation, molecular function: ATP binding; rhodopsin kinase activity.
AAGCUGUCAUGGUUUGUGCCACUUUCCCGUUGCAACCUCCUUAGUGUCAUGUGUGGCUGUAGGUAACAGGAUAUUAUAGGAAUGUGUUGCUGAAGGCACCCUUUUCAGGAAAGCCACCAGGAGAAUUCCCCAUUCCUUCCUCUGGCUAUUUUGAGCUUUACCCACACUGCACUGUUCAGCCCUUUAUGUAACCACCUCCUGGCCCUGCUUGCUCUCACCUGGCAGAACUGGCCAGCCUUUCAAAUACUCUGCCUCAGAGUACCCCUGUUAACAUGCACACACAGCGGUUUGCAAUGGAUGGCCCCCUCAAUCCCACCUGGAAAACACACCUCCAAGGUAAUUUGGUUAAAUAUGAGUUUUAUGUCAAAUGGAUUCAACAAAGAUUAAUGCUUGUAAAAACAAAAUACUGCAUGGUUGUAGAGUGGCAAAAACAGCCAAGAAGGGCUUAGCACUUACUGUAGGGAGUCUGAAAGGUGCCUGUUAUUACUCUUGAUGUUUAGUUUUUGUGAUUCAGCUCUUCAACUUGCUCUAAGACUGGGGGAAGGGAGGGGCAAAGAAACUUGACCUUGACCUCAAGAGUAUACAGCUUGACCCCAGUGCUACUGGAGGAAUCAUGAAACUUCUUUUCUUGUUCCCAUAAUACCUUCCUUAUAUUUAAAGAAAGUUUUAACAGCCAAGUCACCUGACCCCACAGCAGAAGGGGGCUUAGCCUAGUAAGUGCCACACAUCAUUCUUAUUCUUUUGAGGGAAAAAAAUACCUCCUGGUAGGCAGCCAGCAAGCAAAGUCAAGUGGAAUUUGCCUUCACUUGAUUAUAAUCAGCUUUGUCCCUUUGUUGAUGUCACCUCAGCUAUAUGCAGUUGCCAUCUUCUCAUCCCGACACUUUCUGUCACAAAGCUCAGCAGAGAAAAUAAACUGAGGCCAAAACAUAGAAGUGUUUUGGCAAGAUUUGGCUGGUCAUGUGAAGUGUUUUUCCUUUUUUCUGUGGGUAGGAGAUGAAGUCAGAAGUGUAUGUUGUUUUGUAUGUAGGGAUCACUAUUUUUGGUUCUUAGCCUGCACGUAAUCUGCUCAGACAGAGCAACGCCAGGCAUCCGGGCUGGCAUGAGCUGUCUGUGGAGCUCAUCGCUGAUGUUGAGUAUAACUUGAGUUUUGGAAGUGUGGAUGCUCAAAUCCUGUGGUAAUUUAAAGCUCAACAUCUCAUGUUCAUCUAUGUCAACUUCUGUUUAGGCCUGGCAGAUUUGUGAUAAAAGCUUUUCAUAAAAUCAGAUCCCAGCAUAUGUAACUGUGGCUAUGCCGGGGUUCUUUGUCGAGCGAGGGAGAUCCAGGGCUGUCCUGACUGUGGCCGAAGUGCCCCUGAGUUGGAGAGAGCAUGUAUUGCAGACGGCAAUCUCUGCAUGUUCCCAGCGGCCAGGGACAGUGCAAGUAGGGGGAAUCUCAGUACAUUUAAAGGUUGUCAGAGCCCAUUCUGAAAAACACCAGCUGAACCACGUGCAUUUGGUGCUGCUGGGAAGGUUUGCCCAGGAUGUCAUCCCUCGGCUAUACAUAGCAAACUCAAAGCUCCUUACAGAGAAACCUCUUACCAGUCACUUUCCACAAAUGGUGCAUAUAUCUAAAGGUACUUAGGGAAAAUCCUUGAGAGGUAUUUAAUGCAAAAGCAGUUGGUCUCUCUGGUGUUUUUCAGAAGACCUCAGCACACCACUGGCAGCAGAAGUGCAGGGCAGCUCCGGUACAGCACUUGGGCCAGUUACUCAUUUUGUGUGAAAUCAGGCUCUGCCACCCCAAGAGCUUGCCAAGAUGUGUGACAUGGGGGGACUCGACAACCUGAUUGCCAACACGGCCUACCUCCAGGCGAGGAAGAGUGGAGAGGCAGACACCAAGGAGAUGCAAAAGAGACGUAAAAGCCUUUCACUGCCCAAACUUGACCAGUGCAAAGAACAGAGAGAGUCCAUUGUUGCUGAUUAUGAAAGCAUCUGUGAGCAGCAGCCCAUUGGCAAGAAAUUCUUCAGAGAUUUCUUAGAGACAGUGCCAGAAUAUUUGGUAGCUAGGGACUUCCUGGAUGAGGUAUCAAACUGGGAGCUGGCAGAGGACAGCAUCAAGAACAGUACCAUGGAAAAUAUGGUCACCAAUUUUCUUAAGGAAGGCUCCAAAAACUAUCUGUCUUUCAUGAGCUCUGACUUGGUCAGCAAAUGCCAGGCAGCUACUGCAAAAGACUAUGAGAAUGUCAUGCAGCUGGCCAAGGAGGAAACCAAAGUCUUCCUUAAAGACAAGCCCUUCCAGGAUUUCCAGACCAGCCCCUUCUAUGACAAAUUCAUCCAAUGGAAAGUUUUUGAGAAGCAACCGGUAACUGAUAAAUACUUCUAUGAGUUCCGAGUGCUGGGCAAAGGUGGCUUUGGAGAGGUUUGUGCCAUCCAGGUGAAAAAUACUGGCAAGAUGUAUGCCUGCAAGAAACUGGAUAAAAAAAGGUUGAAAAAGAAAAGUGGAGAGAAGAUGGCACUGCUGGAGAAAGAGAUCCUGGAGAAGGUCAACAGCCCUUUCAUAGUCACACUGGCUUAUGCCUAUGAGAGCAAAACCCACCUGUGUCUUGUUAUGAGCCUCAUGAAUGGAGGGGAUCUGAAGUAUCACAUCUACAACGUGGGAGAACGGGGUUUGGAAAUGAAGAGGAUCAUCUAUUACUCAGCUCAGAUCACCUGUGGGAUUCUGCAUCUCCAUUCCAUCAACAUUGUGUACCGGGAUAUGAAACCAGAGAAUGUCCUCCUGGAUGAUAAUGGGAAUUGCAGACUGUCUGAUCUUGGAUUGGCAGUGCAAGUCAAAGAGGGAAAACCCAUCACUCAGAGGGCUGGGACAAAUGGUUAUAUGGCUCCGGAAAUCCUGAAGGAAGAAGACUACAGCUAUCCUGUGGACUGGUUUGCUAUGGGCUGCUCUAUUUAUGAGAUGGUUGCUGGACGAACACCAUUCAAGGAUUUCAAAGAAAAGGUUAAUAAGGAUGAGGUUAGAAGAAGAACUCUGGAAGAUGAGGUGAAAUUUGAACAUGCCAGCUUUACAGAGGAAGCGAAAGAUAUUUGCCGACUGUUUUUGGCUAAGAAAAAAGAGGACCGUUUAGGAAGCAGAAAUGCGGACGAUGACCCAAGAAAACAUAAUUUCUUCAAAACGAUAAAUUUCCACAGGCUAGAGGCAAACCUUAUUGACCCUCCAUUUGUGCCAGAUCCAUCAGUUGUCUAUGCCAAAGAUAUUGGAGACAUUGCUGACUUCUCUGAAGUACGAGGAAUUGAGUUUGAUGACAAAGAUAAGAAGUUCUUCAAAAGGUUUGCGACAGGUGCUGUCCCUAUACCCUGGCAGGAGGAGAUCAUUGAAACGGGACUGUUUGACGAACUGAACGAUCCCAACAGAGUCGAGUCCGGAGGUUACGCCAACGGAGGCGAAGCUAAGUCAGGAGUUUGUUUGUUGUUGUAAAUAUCGUAUCGUCAUCAAAGAGUAGAAACCACCUCCGAACUUUCCGUGUUCUGACACUGUGUCAGAAACUCAGUGCACCUGUUUGAGAAGAACCAACCAGUGUAAUGGGACAUUGGCAGGCUAUGUAGGACCACCAGCUGUAUAGACUGUAUUAUUUGCCUUUGUUCUAACAAAGGAGAUAAUAUUUUUGUGUUAUUGGAGAUGUAUCAAAUGAAGAACCGUAUUUCUCCAAGAAACUUAGAAUAGAAAUUCUGGAAUACAAAAAAGCAGUGAUAGAGUGAAGAGGUAACAGCUUUUGAAAAUGACUGAUUACCAUUUUGAAUACAAUGAUUUGUUGGUUUUCUUUCUUUUUUCUUGUUAUUUCUACUAACAUUUCCUUGUUCUGCAGUUUUCAGGAAGGAUUUUUUUAAUUUUCGAGUAAUAUUCUCAGUUAGACAGUGGAGCUCACGUACCAUGUCAAACUUGGAAUCUUAUUGGUUAGCCAGUCUGUCUGUUGUUUUCUUAAGUUCUGUUAGUUUUUGGAUGGUUUGAUUGUAAUAUGUUCAAGUUGUCAUAAAAUAUAAAGAAAGCUCUACAUAUCAUUAGAAAAUAAGAACGACACGAUCAGACUAUUUUCAAAGUUGAUUUUAAUGAAGUGAAGAUAAGAUUGCACCAAAUCUAAUGGAAUAAAGCAUUUAUUUAUUAUUA